Messenger RNA from Anthonomus grandis grandis, 5180 nucleotides. Its product is annotated as high-affinity choline transporter 1. NCBI's taxonomy places the organism in Eukaryota, Metazoa, Arthropoda, Insecta, Coleoptera, Curculionidae. Gene Ontology annotation, cellular component: plasma membrane. The transcript has 6 exons. Bases 731 to 2521 code for a protein of 596 amino acids. The record is from RefSeq and is a predicted model, not a curated record. Gene Ontology annotation, molecular function: choline:sodium symporter activity. Gene Ontology annotation, biological process: transmembrane transport; choline transport; acetylcholine biosynthetic process.
GGUUCAUUAAUAAUUUUUGACAUACCCGUCUUUUAAUACAAAAGUUUUUAUAAAAAACGCUACGCUUUGUAAAAAUGCUAUUAAAAUAGUCACUAAGUACGGCGCUGAACUAGGCGAUACACCUAUGAACACAGUUCGAUAAACAGUGAGCUCGGCAUCCGGAGAACAUGGCUGCGGCAUGGCUAAGGAUGCUAUUAGUUCGCUUACAUUUUCGAGCGGAGUGAGACUGCUGGUUUCUUUAUGCUGUGUUUAUGAGUCGCAUUCCAACGACGAGUUCGGGGAUGGAAACAAAGAAUGUGUUCGCACCGAGUCGAUUGAAUAUUAUAUUAUUUAUCUUUGUUUUCGGGCAGAAUAGAUUAGAAUUCCCAAUCAUAGACACGCAAAGGGAUAUUGCAUUGUAUUCUUGUGUUGUUAAAUUGUUAUUUAUUGAUAAUAAUAGUUAGUAACGUGUUCUUUAUAUAUUAUACAUACAGUUUGUGAUUUUGAAAUAGGCUUUUAUUACAAAAGCCCACAUCAGAAGUGGUUGAACUAAUAUUGUGCGGUGUUUUGUGCAAAGUUGAUGCUAGAAUGGGAAAAAAAAGAUCAAGGAGGUCCCGAUCUUCAUCGUCCUCUAGUUCAUAUUUUCUAGUUCACAUUCAUUAUCUAGUACUUCAUCUAAUGACGCAGGGUAUAGGAAAAGUCAUAAGAAAUUAAAACUAAAGAGGCAAAACAAAGAUAAAACUCUCUCAAAAUGAUAAACAUAGCAGGGGUGCUUUCGAUUGUCAUAUUCUACAUAGUAAUCUUGGCUGUAGGAGUUUGGGCUGGAAGAAAAAAAGAGGAAGGAAAUGACUCUGAGGAGGAAGUUAUGCUGGCUGGUAGGAAUAUUGGAUUAUUUGUUGGAAUAUUUACGAUGACAGCCACUUGGGUAGGCGGAGGCUAUAUAAAUGGUACAGCAGAAGCAGUAUACACCAAAGGUUUAGUCUGGUGCCAAGCCCCAUUCGGUUACUCGAUUAGCUUAGUUUUUGGAGGUAUCUUUUUUGCCAAUAAAAUGAGACAACAAGGCUACAUUACAAUGCUCGAUCCCCUACAAGAUACAUUUGGAGAACGUAUGGGAGGUUUGCUGUUCUUGCCGGCCUUGUGUGGUGAGGUAUUUUGGGCAGCAGGAAUCCUGGCUGCUCUAGGAGCAACUUUAUCCGUAAUAAUUGAUAUGGAUCACCGCACGAGCGUCAUAUUCAGCGCAUGUAUCGCUGUUCUGUAUACCUUGUUUGGCGGACUUUAUGCUGUAGCCUAUACUGAUGUCAUACAAUUGUUCUGCAUUUUUAUUGGUUUAUGGAUGAGCAUUCCAUUUGCAUGGAUGAACGAACAUGUACAACCAUUAUCCUCUAUUGAGCAUGAGUGGAUCGGAUCUGUCAGCUCUGAAGAUAUUUGGUCUUACAUAGAUUAUGGUUUAUUGCUGAUUUUUGGUGGAAUUCCGUGGCAAGUCUAUUUUCAGCGAGUAUUGAGUAGUAAGUCAGCUGAUAGGGCGCAGGUGCUUAGUUAUGUGGCUGCUUUUGGCUGUGUCUUGAUGGCGAUACCUCCUGUUCUAAUUGGUGCUAUAGCAAAGGGAACAGCCUGGAAUGAGACAGGAUAUAAAGGCCACUGGCCUCUAACAGCUGAUGAGACUGGCAUGAUCCUUCCAAUGGUGCUACAAUAUUUAACUCCAGACUUUGUCUCGUUUCUGGGGUUAGGAGCCGUGUCUGCGGCAGUUAUGUCUUCUGCUGAUUCGAGUGUGCUUUCUGCUAGUUCUAUGUUUGCUAGGAACGUUUACAAGUUAAUUUUUAGACAAAAGGCUUCGGAAAUGGAGAUAGUUUGGGUAAUGAGAGGAGCUAUAUUAGUGGUGGGGUUUUUGGCAACCGUUAUGGCGUUAACAAUACCUUCUAUUUAUGGACUUUGGUCCAUGUGCUCCGAUCUGGUAUACGUAAUACUUUUCCCUCAGCUCCUCAUGGUAGUACAUUUCAAAGAACACUGCAACACAUACGGUAGCUUGGCAGCUUAUUUAGUUGCCUUCUUCCUUCGCCUUUCAGGAGGGGAGCCUUUAAUGAGCCUUCCUGCCUUAAUUCACUAUCCUGGAUAUGAUGAAGUGGCGAAAGAUCAAAAGUUUCCUUUUAGAACAAUGGCAAUGUUAAUGUCCUUAAUUACAUUAGUAGCAGUUUCUUGGGGAACUAAAUAUAUAUUUCUCUCAGGCAAGCUUGCUCCUGGAUAUGAUAUAUUUCAUUGUGUGGUAAAUAUUCCUGAAGACGUUCAGCGGGUAGGUGAACCUGCCGAGGAAGGUGAACAGCUGUCUAUGAUGGCUACAGCGGCUAUAGGAAAGGGUUAUGGGGCAGCAACCUUAGUAGGAAAGGACGAACGAAAUGGUAGAAUAAAUCCAGCUUUGGAGGCGGAUGAUGAUAUUCCUGCAGCAGAAGUGGAUAGGCUAAGGAGUUCCGUGGGCUCUGGAGGUGGAGGAAGUAGGACUAGCGUAGCUGCUAAUCCGGUUCUCGACAACUAUCAGACUAAAUUGUAGAUUGUUAAAUGAGGUAAGAUAUGAGGAAGACCUAGUUAGAUAAGUUUAUUUGAUUUAUUAUAUGAUUUAAAAUGUUUAUGAAUUAUGGUCACACAUUUCAUUUAAGAACCUUUCGUAUCAUUAGGUGUCUCUAAAGCCAAAAGGAAGACUACUUAUUAGUUUAAGAGAUUUAUGAAGACGCGUGUGACUUUUGACGGUAAAUCCAUAUGAAGCUUUUUUAAUAAAAUAAAAGUCAUUUUGUCAGAUAGGUGGGUUUGUUAUUUUUAUUCGAAAUUCUAAAACAUCUAUCUAACUAGAUAGAUGUGAUAUAUAUGAUAAAUAGUCACAAUAUUCGAUGAAUAGUUUACGUCUUACAGGUCAUAUUACAGAUUAUCUUACUCUCAUAUUAAAUAAAAAAAUAAUAAAUUAAACUGGAAAUGUGCAAUUUGAUCUCGUUCACAAAAUAUUAUUAAUUCUUAAUUAUAUUAUUUACAUUAAAUAGAUCUAGCGGCUUUUACCAAAAAUACCUUCUUUGCUAAAAAGUUAUGAGAACAUUAAUCACAAAGCAAUUUUCACUUAUAAAUAAAUAGAAGUAUGUUACUUUUUCCUAUUAUGUAAUAUUCUUGUUUUUUCUCUGGUACAUUGUCUUUACAAGCUAAGUGUGUAAGCCCCAAUUUUACACUUAUAUACUAAUUCAGAUAUAUCAUGCCACAGCUAGAAUUCGAAUCCAAGACCUCAUGACGGCACGGCAGACAACUAAUCCAUCGGGACCGGCAACGUCCCUACGGGCAUUUCGUAUAUCGAUUUUAUUUUUAAAGAGGCACCUUCUGGUUCGGCUCGAAGGGAUAUUGGUUAAAAAUUUAAGUCUAUCUUUUGGCAGCUCUUCCCUUUUUAGAUAGGACUUAAAACCUAACAGCUCUUUCUAAGUUUAUGUAUUAGGUAAUAUGGAUUGUAACAUAAUUAAUAAACUAUGUUACGAUCCUUUUUCAUAUUUCUUUUAAUAGUAUGAGUUAGGUAGAGAGCGGCAUAAGCAAUUGACCGGUCAAUUGGUCUUACAAGCAGUUCAAAAUUAGGUAGGUACCAGAUGUCCUAUCAGGUCAUAAGAUCGUCUAUGGAUUUUUCAUUAUUACGCAAGUACUGAAAAUCAUUUUUAAGCUUUUUUGUUGGUCGCUAGAAUUCAAAUACAAAAGUGAUACUAAAAAUAUAUUUUAGGAAAAACUAUCAUAAUCUCUUAAAAAAAACCUUUUCGUUUCAAUCAUUAUUUUAUAUUUUUACAGAUUAUUAGCAGGAAAUACCUAUAGAAUAAAUAGGAUAGUAAAAGAAUAUUUUGUAAUGUAGGCUUAAUCAGUUUUACUACAUGGGAUGUCUUAUUAUACUGUUGUUUUGCGAUUGUUUUUACCUUAUUUCAAAAAUUCCUAUGUGUCUCUGAGAUUCAUAUCCGAUUGCUAUUACCGUAUAGCAACAUCUAUUAUUUAGAUCCCUUAUAAAUAUCAAAACAUUAAAAUUUCCUCAAAAUAAAAAUGACUAUAGUAAAUAGUGAAUUCUACUACUAUCAGUAAUCCUUGUAUAUAAUUAAAAUUCCAUCAUGCGUCAAGUUGGAAUACCAACCUCAAAUAAUAAUAAAUUAGUUAUACUAGUACUUUUAAUAUGUUUAUAAGAUCUUGGGUUCGAGAAGAAUAAACCUUUGGAAAUAAGAAUGUGUAAAACAAAACAAAGUUUGUUAAAAAAUAUUAUAAUUAUUUUCAGAGGAAUUUUAAUGGUAUUUAUAAUCACGAAACUUCGCAAAAAAUUAAAUUGAAAAUUAUAUUGAUGUGGAGCAGCAAAAAUAUGGAUUUGCCAAGUAAAAAAAAACAAUUGUAAGACAUAGUUUUCGAAAUAUAGUCGACAUGAUGUUCUGAUCUAACAGGACACAUGGAAUAUACUUAAUACAAUAUCGGGAUGCUUUACAUCGAAAUGUUAAAAAUAGAUCCCAAACCAAACUUAGAUUUUAGGUAGAUUUACGAUAAAGACUCUCCUAUUUAAGUACAUAUCACUAUCGUACAUAUCAUAUUGGGUGUAGUAUAUAACUUGUUACAAAUGUGGUAUAUAUUUUAGGUAAUGUUAUUUUAGGAUAUGAUGAUUUUUGUUAUUUAUAUUUUAAGAGCUUUUAUACACUUUAGUGAAUUAUUUCGAAGGUUUAGGUUCUAGACUUAGUUAGAUCUAUAUAGUGGAUCUUUUAUUUGAAAUCUGGAUUCUAAGGGAGACUAUAUUAAUUUACACCCUCUACAAAUCAGAGGUCAGUAAAUGAAACCAUUUAUAGUAAUUAGAAGAUCUUGUUGUUUCAUUGUUAUUUUAUAAGAAUUUAGUUGAAAUAAUGUUGCCAGCACAAAUUGUGAAACUAUACAUAUCUCAGAUCUCUAAUAGAAAACAUAUCAUACUUGUACGCUGUAAAGAAAAUAAUAUAAAUACAAAAUGUAAUAUUUUAAUUAAAAAAUAUAUGCAGGGCAAAGCACGAGGGCGCUAUUUUAAACGAUGUAUAAUAGUCAAGGUUUAGACGUAUGUUUGAACCAAAAAAUAUAGACUGUUAAAUAUUUGUCAGGUUUUAGUUGAUGUAUGAAUAAUAAUUUAAAUUAAUGUGUAAAAAUAAAUUAGUCUGUUUAGAUCUCUAUCGUUGUUGUAUGAGAAAAAUAAAUUCUUAAAC